Messenger RNA from Rosa chinensis, 1657 nucleotides. Its product is annotated as 30S ribosomal protein S1, chloroplastic. NCBI's taxonomy places the organism in Eukaryota, Viridiplantae, Streptophyta, Magnoliopsida, Rosales, Rosaceae. Gene Ontology annotation, molecular function: nucleic acid binding. The record is from RefSeq and is a predicted model, not a curated record. The transcript has 11 exons. Bases 47 to 1312 code for a protein of 421 amino acids.
UCUGUGGGCUAAGAUAGGCCACUUGGAAGGUUCAAACACUGCGUUCAUGUCUUCCACACCAAAAAAAUAUGAUACGUUAUCCAAUCCCCCAUUUUGCAAAACCCACAAUCCAAAUGCUAAUGCUGCUGCCCUGAAUCUCUGUUCUCCAUUCCCAUUAUUCAAACCAAGGAAAAUGCCUAUAUACACUGCAACUCUGGCCCUUGGAUCAGUCUCACGGCUCUUGUUCAUCACCAGCGAUGCCUCCUCCUCCUCCUCCUCUAAUACUUGCUCAGUCUCUUCUUGUUUCUUAAACCACUCCAACUUCCCAAAGCAAUCCCACAAGUCUGUCAGCAAGAAGAGAACCUCUCUAGUUUGCGCUGCCAGCAAGACUGAAGUGCAAGACUCCUCUCCCUCUACUGAGCAGGCUCGGAGGUCUGCUGAUUGGAAGGUAGCAAAAGCUUACAGUGAUAGUGGAUUCAUCUUUGAUGGGAUGGUUGAAGGGUAUAACAGUGGAGGUUUGCUGGUUCGGUUUCAUUCUUUAGUGGGUUUUCUUCCAUUUCCACAAUUGAGCCCAUCACACUUCUGCCAAGAACCGGGGAAAGGCGUCCAGGAGAUUGCAAAAGGAUUACUUGGUUCUCUUAUAUCUGUUAAGAUAAUCCAAGCAGAUGAAGAGAACAAGAAACUGAUAUUCUCAGAAAAGGAAGCUGUCUGGUCCAAGUUUUCUGAGAAAAUUAGUGUUGGGGAUGUUUUUGAAGCUAGGGUUGGUUCUGUGGAGGAUUACGGUGCUUUUGUUCAUCUACUAUUUCCUGAUGGUCUUUAUCAUUUGACUGGACUAGUACAUGUCUCGGAGGUUUCAUGGGAUCUAGUUCAGGAUGUAAGAGACAUUUUGUCGGAGGGCGAUGCAGUAAGAGUUAAGAUCAUUAAUAUUGAUCGAGAAAAGUCAAGAAUCACAUUAUCAAUUAAACAGUUGGAGGAAGAUCCACUUUUAGAAACAUUGGACAAAGUGAUACCCCAGGAUGGCUCUGACGGUCCUGAUUCUUUGAACCCUAACAAUAGCAAUAAUAUAGAACCUCUUCCAGGCCUUGAAGCCAUAUUCGAAGAGCUACUACAGGAAGAUGGAAUAGAUGAUGUAGGAAUCACUCGCCAAGGAUUUGAGAAAAGGGUGGUUUCACAGGACCUGCAGCUUUGGCUUUCCAAUUCACCAGCCAUUAACCAGAAGUUUACUCUCCUUGCUCGGGCAGGAAGGCAGGUACAGGAAAUACAACUGACGACAACACUUGAUCAGGAAGGUAUAAAACAAGCACUCCAGCGAGUGUUGGAGCGUGUCCCAUAGAAGAAUUAUAACAACCACUCCACGUCGUUAGCCCGCCGGAGCUGUUGUUAGGUCUGGGCCAAGUUGUGAAUCUCCGCACAUGGAUGAGAUGGAGCCGAGUCUUAACAAAGCGGCACUCCUUCUCCAAGGACGGCUCAAGUACAAAUGAUCCUCGGAGAGCUGUUGUGUUAUAUAAUGUAUUGUAAAAUAUAUAUGUUCCCAAGUCCCAACACACAUCAAGUUGCAGUCAGUUCUGUACGUAUUUAUUUUGCUAACGAAAGUCACAACUCACAAAUAUAAUCUUGUAUUCUUCUCCAUGGAGCUAAACUACUAAAAGUGUAAAGGGCGUAUUCUCGCAUUGUAUGU